GACCUUGGUAGACCUAUUCACCCUCCAUGGGAGCCUCGAAGAAUUCCUGCUGCUUCUGAAGAUGCACAAAGCCCUCUACCAGAACUGGAGGAGGUUGUCGUACACAACCUUUCUAGCAACAGAGAUGAGCGAUGUCCAAAAGCAGACCGUGAAAGGGUUGAUGUUUAUAGGCGCUCUGAUGGUGCUGGCAAGGGCAACAUGGGAAAUGCUUGGACUACACCAGGACCACCCCUACCAAGAAUGGAGUACGAAGCAGGUAUACCACCAGCUGCAGCUCGGACCAGCCCAGAUAAGGUCGCUUGCAAUGCAAGUACAUAACAAAAUUGGUAACAUAAAUACGGUUUAACAAA
Messenger RNA from Mizuhopecten yessoensis (Yesso scallop), 350 nucleotides. RefSeq lists its product as uncharacterized. The annotation marks the transcript as partial. NCBI's taxonomy places the organism in Eukaryota, Metazoa, Mollusca, Bivalvia, Pectinida, Pectinidae. The transcript has 5 exons. The record is from RefSeq and is a predicted model, not a curated record.